Molecule: messenger RNA, 1057 nt
Organism: Emericellopsis atlantica
Lineage: Eukaryota; Fungi; Ascomycota; Sordariomycetes; Hypocreales; Bionectriaceae
Exons: 3
Coding region: 150-578 (142 amino acids)
Source: RefSeq, a predicted model, not a curated record
GACAUCACAGCAGCCGCGCAAGGAAAACUUGAACUUAACCUACGGCCAUCAGCUGUCUUUGGGGACACAACUGUCACUCAACUUCUUCAGACUAUGUUAUUGUAGCAUUAUAGGGACCCAGCUGCAAGCGAACACCUUUCUAGCCCACGAUGGGCGACAAAACUUCAUUCCUCAAGACUCUUGUCGUCCCUGCGAUCAUCUCUCUCGCACUCUUCGUUGUCCUGUCCUACGUCUUGAUCCCGGCAUAUAACCGCUACCGAACGCGCUACUCGCAAUACCUGCCUAUCGAGAGCAUUACGGCCACGGGCAGCUCGCUCCGCGAAAGGGUCAUUACGCGCAUCGCACGGUUUGCGAAUCGUCGGGAAGAAAGGCACAUGAGCGCAGAUGCGUUGUCUAUAGACAAUAGAGACGAGGAGAUCGACGAUAGCGAGGGUGAAGAGCUGGGAGCGGUGGAUGCGCGCACGAGGAGGAUGGUAGCGAGCCAUGGACGGGCGGACAGUGCCGAUACACCGAGGUUGAGUAGAGAUCUGGAGGCUGGUUUUAGAGACGACAGCGACGACGACGAGCCGCGACGGUGACCCAACCGUUUCCAAUACUUUUGUUCGGACAUAUACAAAUGUACCACUGCAGAGAAGAUAUCCGCACUACCAUUGAGGUGCCACUUCCUGCAUCUUAUCGCAGCCAAGGCUGCUCGGGUGAGACCUGCGGAUUGCUGGAACACUGCCAUGACGAUCCUUCCGACACACCAUCGCGUUCCGUCUGUCUUUGCUUCUCCAUGUCCGCUGCGCGACGUAGGGAAUCCGGAUGCCACAGACAUGGCUCGUCGGGGUCCAUGAGAAACUAACUCUGCGGCCGCGGCUGUGGCUUGGGGGUCUGGUGCCUAUUGACGAAGAACCUGUCUUGAGGCUGGAUAUACCAGUCAGGCGUUGGGUACACUGCUACUCCCUGCUCAUGUAGCCGCGCCAUCGUGUUGGCAGUCUGGCAAGCGUGGUAGUUCAGCCGGGUUUCUGGCAGCUGUGGAGUGUCGCGUCGUGUUGGUGCAACUCUCAAGUUGAAA